Molecule: messenger RNA, 1920 nt
Organism: Telopea speciosissima
Lineage: Eukaryota; Viridiplantae; Streptophyta; Magnoliopsida; Proteales; Proteaceae
Product: ubiquitin carboxyl-terminal hydrolase 27
Exons: 11
Coding region: 55-1782 (575 amino acids)
Biological process (GO): protein deubiquitination
Cellular component (GO): cytosol; nucleus
Molecular function (GO): cysteine-type endopeptidase activity; cysteine-type deubiquitinase activity
Source: RefSeq, a predicted model, not a curated record
AUCAGUUAAAUCCCGUUAAAAGACGGCGUGUUUGCAAAAAGAAGUGAUUAACGGAUGAGAAUACAAGGAGACGUAAGCGUCUAUGAUAUCAUUCGAAAACUCCAGCAUGGAUAUCAGAUAUCGUAUCCCGGGAGGUGGGUUUCCAUUUCUGGGUUCAAUAUCUCUGUUGCAGGGAUUUUGGGUGUUGCUGGUUUGAUCUUGGCGAUAAGAGAUGUUAAGACUGGAAACUUUCCCAGCUUGCCGUGGUGGUUUGAGAGGAAGGAUAGUUCGGAGAAAUCAUGGUUCGUAGCUGGUUUGAGAAAUCUUGGCAAUAAUUGUUUUCUGAAUGUGAUUUUACAGGCACUGGCUAGUUGUCCCUCCUUCGUUCUUUAUCUCCAGAAAGUAAUUGAGGAAGUUGAGUUGUUUGAGAAACGGCUUGAAAGCAUGCCUCUUACUGUUGAUUUGGUUGCUUUGUUUGAAGAACUGUGCAUCCUCCAGGACAGGAAGACGGUUUUGAGUCCACGGCGAGUGAUGCUUGGAAUGGAUCUCUAUAUUCCUAAUUUUAAUUUAACAAACCAGCAGGAUGCAGCUGAAGCAUUCCUUCAUCUUCUGUCUUCUUUAAGAGGGGAAUUCUUAGAAUGCUAUGUUCCACAUUGUGGCUCUCUAGCGGAUGUCUUGGUUUCUUCUCUUCGUAGAGUUCCCACUACAAGAAGUAGGGAAGGCCAGAAUGAGUGGGAAAGAUGGCAGCGGCAUUUUCUUGGACCAUUUGAUGGGAUUCUUGGGAGUGUAUUAACUUGUAAAAGUUGUUCAUUUCAGAUCUCAAUGGUUUUUGAGUUUUUCCAUAACUUGCCUCUCUCACCACUGCUGGAUCAUAGCACAACCAUUAUUGAUGGUUGUACCGUGGAGGAUUGCCUAAAGCAGUUCACUGUUGCUGAGUACAUAGAGAAUUAUCAUUGCAACCGGUGUUGGCAUAUUGCUGGUCUGAAAUAUUUAUCGUCUAUAGAACGAAGUGAGGCACAGGUGGAAAAACUCACCUGCUGUAUGGGACAAGAUUCUUGUGAGUGCAGAAAUCUCUUUCCUAAGGAUGCAGUACCGUGGUCAAAUGACUUUUCACAUAGUUUCAAGCAAUUAAGUAUUGCUCGCUGUCCACAGAUUUUAUCCAUUCAUCUCCAACGUGCUUCAGUGAAUAAUUUUGGAGAACUAGUCAAACUUCAGGGCCAUAUAUCAUUUCCUUUGAUCUUGGACCUCUUCCCAUUCACGAAGGAUGCAGUGGGAGUGAAUACUGAAGACCUUAAAAAAAAUAAAUGCAUAAUGCAAGUUAAGCGGCAACAUCACCCAUCCAUCCCUCACCUUAACUAUUUUAAAAUGCCAAUUGAUACACAAAUACUACAGCAAAUAUAUGGAUUGGCAAGAGAUGGCAUCUCUUCAGAAACAGUAGUUAAAGAUGGAUUGGGAUGCUCUGCAGAUAAAUCACGAAGUGACAAAUACUCUCAACCUUUUGAAGGAGAACAAUUGCAAUCAGUUGACAAGGUUAAGAGGACUUGUCCAUCAGCACCUGCAAGGAGUUACAAGUAUCAGCUUGUUGCUGUUGUUGAGCAUUUUGGUAGAGUUGGAAGUGGGCAUUAUACAGUUUAUAGAAGACUAAGGGCUGAGUCAGAUAGCAUAGACACCGAUGGAUGUAUUGGGUGUGCACGUGUUUACUGGUUUGGUAUCUCUGACUCUGAAGUGUUUAGUGUUUCAGAAAAAGAUGUUCUUGGUGCAGAAGCAAGUUUGCUUUUCUAUGAGAGAAUUGAACAGCCCUAAUGGGUGCCUAACUAGUUUUAAACAUGUACUGCAUCAUCUUUCAGGUAUUAUCUGCUGUUGCAUGUCGAGUUAUGAUGUCCCUGAAAUAUUCCUUUCAUUGCAUGCUUAUUAUUCAAAUCAAUUAAUUUUUAAUUUUCA